CUCGGAAAUAGUACAUUCUGCACUCUGAUUGCUAAUCCAAACUUACAAGUCCUGAAGCCUGGUAUCUACUAAUUAUUCCUCCUAUGGUUGACCAAAAACUAGUAUUCGUGCACGAUGAUGUUUUCCUCGCUUCUCAUUCUGAUGGUCGUACGUAUAGGAGUACUGGAUUGACUAGUUCAUAUCUGCGUGUAGUCAAGUUGUACCUAAAUUUAAUUACAUAUAAGACUGACAUAGCUAUUUGCCUUUGCAAAUACAGAUACUCUGUGCUCUGUUGAGGAGAGAAAGGUGUACACCACAUAUAACG
Messenger RNA from Aspergillus ruber CBS 135680, 304 nucleotides. RefSeq lists its product as uncharacterized. NCBI's taxonomy places the organism in Eukaryota, Fungi, Ascomycota, Eurotiomycetes, Eurotiales, Aspergillaceae. The coding region runs from base 84 to 275 and encodes 63 amino acids. The transcript has a single exon. The record is from RefSeq and is a predicted model, not a curated record.